ACUCGACGAAUCCGCGCCAAAUUUCCAUUUUUCGCGAUUUUAUUUUGCACCGUCCGGAUACUAUGAAAGCUUCUUCCUCCAUUUCCAUUCCUUCUCCUCUCCUCGCACUGCUUGUAAUCUUCAGUUUACUCUCCAGUCUCCACCGCGGUACUCACUCCGGCGAACGCAUUUCAGUAUAUGGGAAAGGUCAAGAUCGGAAUCAACGGAUUUGGAAGGAUUGGGCGUUUGGUGGCCAGGGUUGCGCUGCAGAGAGAUGAUGUCGAGCUCGUUGCUGUCAAUGAUCCCUUCAUUUCCACCGAUUACAUGGUGUGUGUGAUGUGUUUAUACUGUGUUUGUGUUGGGAUAUGCAUGAAUGAUCAAAGUACAUUUUUUGCUUGUUUAUAAGUGCUGAAGAUUCAUGAUGAAAUGACAAUUAGAUUUUUUUUUUUAAUAAAAAAGAUAGGAAUUU
This is a messenger RNA of Rubroshorea leprosula, 448 nucleotides long. Lineage: Eukaryota; Viridiplantae; Streptophyta; Magnoliopsida; Malvales; Dipterocarpaceae. The record is from the annotation of a GenBank genome assembly.